Molecule: messenger RNA, 6189 nt
Organism: Penicillium daleae
Lineage: Eukaryota; Fungi; Ascomycota; Eurotiomycetes; Eurotiales; Aspergillaceae
Product: NACHT domain protein
Exons: 4
Coding region: 1-6189 (2062 amino acids)
Molecular function (GO): protein binding
Source: RefSeq, a predicted model, not a curated record
AUGGCUCCUGGCAUUGUCUCUCCCCUUCCGGGAAACCUGAACUCCUCUUUCUACUCAACUAUGCACGGGAAUUCCCGGCAAGUCUCGGCCCUCUCUGCUGCCUUUGACAACGACAGCAUUUCUCAGAAUGGCCGGUCCACGCGCCGAGAAUCUGGCUUUGUUCGCAAGUCAAAUGGCUUCGGCAACUCUAAUAUCACCAGUGUAGUACAGUCUCUCCACCGUCGCAGCGGUGAUGAGUUGGGCAAUGCUGCUUCAUCCCAGCUUCUGAACACCUCCUAUCACUCCAUCAUUGAGUGGAUUCGUACCGAGCGAAUGAGCCACCUGCCUCCGGAGGGUAGCAGCUAUGACAAAGUUCUUUCAUGGGCCCAGCUUUUUGUUGAAAGACUCCACUCCUUUGACAAUGGUAUUCAAGACUUUGCUGGUGAUAGCUAUCUUGCCGCUCAGCUGUCCUACGGCUACUGUGCUAUGCUGCUGGAGCUUGGCAAGGACAAUGCACCUGCUUUGAUGAUCUCUUUUGGCUUCUUCUACAGUACUUCCUCUGCUCUGGUGAACCUUCUGGAGCGGACUGAGCUGUUCUCGGUGUCCCAGGAGAUCAAAGAACAGCUGAUCCUGGCCCUGGCUGACUUGGUUACCCUCGUUGCCAGUGUAUCCACUCACUUCCACAAGGCUAUCCGUGGAUUGACCACAGCUUCGGUGUCGGUCAACAUCUAUGAUACUUUCCCUGGUCAAAUCCAAUCCUUCAGGGAGCGAUGUGGAAAGAUCUCCGAUGCGAUGUGGCGGCACCAGCUUGCUAAGGAGAACAUUGACACCGAGAGAGUUGCCAUUGUCAAGUCCGUCCGAUCAUGGCUUGCCCCCGAAGACCGCGUUCUCAACCGCCUCGCCGAAAACACCUCGCACCUCGCCCAAGAGCGUGAGGAAAUGACUUGCCUUUGGAUGGGUCCAUAUUUGACUCGCUUCCUGAAGAGUCAGAACCACACUCUGUCAUUUUACGGCAAGCCGGGAUCCGGCAAAACUGUUCUUGCCUCGGUCAUCGUUGAUCGACUGCAAGAGCAGAUCGGUGGUGUUCACUACAAGACCUUGUUUGUCCCCAUCAAUGCCCGCAUCCCCGCCGAGACUACCCCCGUUGCAAUUGCAAAGACUAUUUUGCUCCAGCUAUUUGAGAAGCGCAUCGGUAAUGUUCAGCUCCUCCACAUUCUAGGCGAUGCCUACGAGCGAAGCCGUAAGACAACUGCUCCCGCGGACUAUGAGAACAUUCUAUGGAAUGCUCUGGAGCGUGCCUUGGCGGCCGCUCUCCGUGGUGCCAAGGAGCUGGUCAUCGUCAUUGACGGCCUCGAUGAGGCUACCGGCGGAGAGACUGCUCUGCUCCAGAGGUUGACUGGCGCCACUUCCAACGCUGUCAAUGUCAGGCUCAUCACUCUUGGUUCUGAGAAGCCCACCGCCAAGGAACAUGUGAUGGCUGUUCCUAUCACCGAGGAUCGCAUUUCUGAUGAUGUCGCUGCCGUUGUUCGGGAUAUCUUCGAGCCUAGCCGGACGUAUCGUGAAAUGUCCGAGUUGGAGCGAGAGACUGUGGUGGAUCAAAUCACCGAAGCUUCUCACGGUUCAUUCCUCUGGGCUAAGCUUGCUGCUAAGCGUGUUCGCCACGAGAACAGCCUGGAUGCCUUCCGCAAAACCGUCGAGACAGUGGUCAACAGCAAGUGGACUGUCACAGACUUCGUUUCCCACGUCCUUGCCUCCUCCGAGAUCAAUGAGGAAGCUAAGUUCAUGCUUCUCUGGCUUGCUACUGCUGAGCGUCCUCUGUUGGUGAAGGAAUUAGCUACUCUUGCCUCAGUCCAGCUUGAUAAGCAGACUUUGUCCGAUCGCAAGGUUGAUACCUUGACUAUCCUGAAACCCUUGACAUCCCUUGUCUUCCUCCAGGAUGGCCAGGUUUAUCUUCGCCACGGCCUCAUUCGCACAGCUGUUCUGGAUGUCUAUACCAAGGGCAAGUUAAUUCCCACCGUGAAGGAUCGUCAUGCCGAUCUUGUUACUCGACUGCUGGUCUAUAUCAAAAUCACUGUGACUGAGCAGCAUGAGCCUUCGCUGACUCCUUUGGACCGUCACGAUACCAGCAUCCUUGUUCAAAAACAUCCGCUUCUGGACUUCUCGGUGCGCUACUGGCUUCACCAUUUGAAGAACACCACUGUCUACACCACCAGCGGUGACGCUCCUACUGCCAAGGAAUUUGGCAAGCUCUUCCCUGCCACUGUUACUUUGCUUCUGCUCCAGAACACACUCUGGCAGAACAUCUCCACCCCGACGCUCUUGACAUACCUGACUAUUGUUAGCAACAUGAGCCGUCAGAUUCUGACUCCGAACAAUGUCGUUACUCUCCAGUCUAUUAUUUCCCUUGCUCUCUUCCGUCGUGAUAUCAGCCACAUUGCCGAGGCGAUUCCGCUGUUCUAUGAGAUCACGACUAUCAGUCGCACUCUGCUCACUGCCAAGCACAUUAUUACCAUGCAGAUGUCUAGAUUCUUCUUGGACCUCACAGUGGAGCACGUAACAACAACCAAGACCGAUCUAAUGAUCAAGCGGGAGGAGAUUCUCCUUCUCAUUGUUGAGUGCUACAAGAUCCACUACGGCAACAACUCAGAGAAAGUCGUCACAACUCUAAAGACCCUAGUUGAGCACUACCGCAUUCUCAAGGAGGAGAAGAGGAUCAAGGAGAUUGAAAUUAUAAUUCAGACUAUCACUGGGGCUCGCUAUGAGGGUGAUGAGACCGAUACUCGUGGUAAUCUUCAUGUUCACCUGAAGGGUCACAAGCAAAACGGCGAAGUCGGUACUCUCUUUGUUCUGGAUACCGAGGUCGAUGAGUACCAGUCUGAGACCUUCGACUUUGAGGCCCUUCUCAAGCAGGCUCAAGAGUACGUCGCUGCGGGCCGCUUUGCCGAGGCCGAGCGUAUCUACGUUGAGAUCUGGCAACGAGCCAGCAAGGAAUGCCGUACUCAGUACUCCGAGUACUGGGAGCAGAUCAAGCUCAAGUCGGUCACCGUCUACUCAAAGUUCCUUCAGUCUCAGAAGCGUGAGUAUGAGGCCUCCUCAAUCUUGUCGAGUGUCUGGGAGGAGUAUCGCAGCACUAGCCUGUCUGUGUCUGAGUCCACUUCGUCCCACUUCCAAGAAAUUGCGAAGGUCAUGACCGCGGUUGGUCUCUCUACAGCGGCUCUGAGCAUUUUCAAGCACUGUGCCCAUUACUACAAGAGCACCAACUGCACCGAGUCCUCACGCUAUGCUGAGAUUCAGAAGAGCAUUGAGCAGACCUCCCAACAGGUCAUGCACCAAGCAAGCUCGUCUUCCUCCGUUGUUUCUGAAUCUGUACUGGAGGAGAUUGUCUACGAGGCUUCCAGCUCCAUUACCAAGAUCGACCAGAGUUCUUUCACUGCCACUUACACACUGGUCGAGCUGUAUGUCUCUCAGCACCGCUGGAAAGAUGCUACUCGCGUUGUCAAGAAGGUUCUGCACGGUCUCUGGCCAUCCCUGUUUGCUCCCUCCAUUCAGGACGUUGUCCUUCCCGGCCAGCACGUCGAGAAGUGCGUGGACCUGGCCGAGCACUUGAGCCAGUGCUACCACUACCGCCGUCGGUUCCCUCGUGAAGAAGGCAUUCGCAUACGUGUGUACCGCGCUGUUCGAGCCGCAAAGCCCGUCGAUGACAAGCUGCGCGAGCGGGUCACUACCGAGCUGAUCUACUUCUAUGAGCGCUCUUCCCAACCCGACCGGGUCAUCAGCACUCGCCAGGAGAUCUUGGAUGACUACAUUACCCACUACGGACCCGAACACGCUAUCGUCAUCAAGACCCUCUGGACCCUUGCGGAGCUUACUCGUCCUCGCCCAAUUUCUAUCGAGUACUAUCAGCGCAUCAUCCGUGCCUUGAACAAGGAUGCUCCUCAUUGCCAUCCUGAUGCUAUUGAGCCCUUGAUCAUUGUUGUCAGCGAGCUUUGGAACCAGAAUCGCUAUUCUGAUGCUGUCCAAUACUACUCACUGCUCUUCACUACUUUCUUGAAUGAACCCAAGAAGAGCCCCAAGUUCCAAGCUCCGGACUUUGUGCAGGAGUUCUUCACCCGGUAUACACAUUGCCUUCGCAGUGUGCGCACUGAGUACACCAAGAUCCACAAGGUUACCGUCGAAUACCAGACUAAGGUCAAGGCUGUCUUUGGCGCUACUGCAACGAUUACCAUCAAGGCUACCGUGACCCUCGCCAAGGUGUGCCAAGAGUCCAAGCGCUUUGAGACUGAUGCCAUUGCCCUCUACGAAGAGCUGCUCACUAUCCAGUCCACCGAGAUUGACCGAGAAGAGAUCACUGCUAUCCUUGACGGUAUUUACGAGGAGCAGACUGCCAUUGCUACCUCCAAAUCUGAAUCGAUCUCUGCCACCCAAAUUGAGCGCGCUUCCAGGGUCUUGCGCAAGCGCAUCACCUCUGUUCGCGAGACGUAUGGCUGGGCUCACGAGGAGUCUCUGACUAAGCUAAAGGAGAUCGUCUCCUUCCACUCCCAGCACAGCGAGUCGUCUGAGUCCGUUCUUUCGGAGCUCAAGGAGUCAACCGUGCAGAUCCUGCAGACUGAAUCUUCUUCCACCCGCCUUGUCGCUGCCGCAUCCACCAUUGCUGCCAGCUACAUUGCCACCAAGCAGGUCUCCAAGGCGACGGAGCUGACGCAGGAACUAUACCGCCAGGUCGUCAUGAAGGACACGACCAACGUCAAGUCCACGAAGUUUGAUCUCACCUCCAAGGGUCGUCAGAGCCUGAUCUUCUUGGCUCAACUUGAGCAAAGCCUCAGCUAUCGAAGCUCGACUAUCACGGAGAUCUUGGCUGAGCUGACCACCGAGUACGUGUACUUUGAGGAGUUCCGCAGCCACAUCUCCUCUAAGACCAGCUCUUUCCACAUUGUCUCGGUCUCUGCUUCUCGUCUCUACCACUUCUUGCUCUCCAACAAUCGCAAGACUGCUGCUAUUCGUGUAUUCGACGACUACGUGGCCUACUUCAUGGCUACCGAGGGCAAGCGCACCAAGUUGACCGAGAUUAACCAGGUGAAGAUCUUCUUGUCGACUAUUUUGGACCACUUCAGCACUCACAAGUCAACCAACUUUAUUCGUUCGGUUGGUAUCGCUAGCAACUAUCGUGUUCUUGAUCUCCUUCAGAAGAAGAACUACGAUGGUGCUUGUGAUCUUGCCAUCGUCUCGUUCCGGUACAUCUCUGCUCAUGAUGUGUAUCGCUCCGCUGCCAUUGUCAAGUUUGUCUUCACGUUGGGUGUGUUCAUCACUGGACGUACUAUUGUUCCACAGCCCGAUCAACCUACCCAGAAGAAGCUGCUCGGCGUCUCUUCUGUCAUCAUCCAGGAGGUUCUGCGCGUCAUUGGCGACUUGAAGAUCAACCUGGCUCAGGUCAAUCUUGACUACUUGAAUAUUCUGAUUGGCGUUCUUGGUGAACAGAAGGAUUACAAGAAUCUCGUUUGGGUCCUUGCCAGUCUUUGGAACAGCCGCAAUCAGCAGAUUAACUGGUCGCCUGCGAUCACCCUCCAGCUGGCCCGCCGCUACAUUCUGGCCCGUUAUCUCGUCGGUGACGCUCUCAGGGCUUCCCGCCUGGCCGAAGACAUUGUGUACAACUGCCGCCGUGUUAAUGGUGCUCGCCACCAGAGCACUCUCGAGAUGUCCACCCUGCUUUCCCAGUUGUACGCCGGCAUCGCUCAGCGCUACCAGUCUGAGAAGGGUGGUCAGCACAUGGCGAACAAGUACUACAAGAAGAUCGCCAGCGUUCACGAGAACUUGCUCAGGAUUUUCGUGGAUCCGUCUCUGGCCGAGUUUGAGGGUGGCCUCGAUAGCAGCCUCAGCAUGGACGGCUCCACCUACGACCUUGACCUUGGCGACAUCACUCCGAGCGGCUCUAUUUCCGAUAGUGAGCAGGUGCGUCAGCACCUCCAGCUGCUCAAGCUUGCUGUGCAGCACCUGGGUGACUGGCCUAAGGAUUUCAGCGAGUAUGAACGUCUGAACGCUGAUUUGUUCCUUGAGUUUGGCGAUGAGCUCAAGGGUGUUGAGGGUGUUGAGAAGUGGGAUCUCAAGAAAUUCGGCUCUGGAAAGGCCUCUGGCAACGAGGAUCAGCUGAACCUGAACUUCAAGUCUUGGGAGCUUGAUCUUGCUCAGCCGGGAGAGGUUGAGGAGGAGCUGUAA